UACAUCGGGUCUCAUUAUCCUCCAUCCCAUCAAUCCUCCAACCCGUCAAUCCACCAACCCAUCAAUCAAUCAACCAACCCGUCAAUCAAUCAACCAUCUGUCCAUGGCCGGUCUGUGCUCCCUUCUGCUCUCGCUUGUAUCCCUCAUCGCCGUCCGUGGCGCAAUCGGGAUGCACUUGCACAUCCGUGCCGACAACUCUGUGCCCCAGAGCAUCGUCAAUACCAUCAGCUCGUAUACACCGUUUGCAGCAAUGACCUACUGCUCCAACACGUCUAUCGCCGAAUGGAAGUCGGCCUUGCCCAACCCAGUCCGUGUCUCUGACACUCAGCAGUGGUAUAUCGAGGAAACCGGAUCGAGGGGCUACGUCACCUACGACAUGGACCACAACCAGGUCGUCGUCGCCUUUCGCGGGACGACAGAGAUCAAGUCGUGGGUGCUGGACUCUGAAUUCGUCCCCGAGUCGAUCGGUCAAGAUACGAGCGGCAAUGUCGUCAAGGUCCACGACGGUUUUCUCGUGACCUAUCGGUCGUCACAGGCUAUAAUGAUAUCCCAGAUCACCGAUGUUCUCUGCAAGCACCCCGGAGCUUCUCUUGUGAUCGUCGGCCAUUCGCUGGGAGCAGCCCUUGCCACCUUUGUCAUCUUGGAUGGCUUCGGUGAUCCAUCCAAGGUCUCUGCUUCCCAAUUCCUCAAGUCGCGCAUCGAUCCCUCCCACGUCACGGUCUAUACUUUCGGAUCCCCUCGGGUCGGCAACCUGGCAUUCAGAAACCUGGUCGAGUCGUUCGGGGUCCGAUUUUACCGCUCGGUCAACUACAACGACGUCGUGCCUCAUCUGCCCCCAGAAUCUCUCCAGUACGUCCAUGUGCGAACAGAGUACUGGAUCAAUGCAAACUUUGAGCUCGUCACCUGCAACGACAUCACCAACGGCGAAGACACCGAUUGCGCCAACUCGCUUAAUAUCUCGGCCCUCUUGCUUCAAGGCGACUGGAGCAUCCCCCAUGACCACUUUUUCAACUUUGACAUCACCUCGGGCUUUUGCGUUUGAGCACGUCCGACAGCUGGAUCGAGUGCCCCGCCGCUUAUUCACCAUCGAAGGGAAGUGAGACCCCCUCGACACUCCCCUUCAAAAUCAACAUCAAACAGUAACGCCUACGCUUCCAUCAAGAGCGUGUGUGUCUCAAAUACCAUUCCGGGCACGUAGUUUCUGAAUCAUCAAUUCCAAACGAGCGCAUCCAAACCAAUACACAUCAGUUCUCCCC
Molecule: messenger RNA, 1256 nt
Organism: Polychytrium aggregatum
Lineage: Eukaryota; Fungi; Chytridiomycota; Chytridiomycetes; Polychytriales
Product: Alpha/Beta hydrolase protein
Exons: 5
Coding region: 104-1042 (312 amino acids)
Biological process (GO): lipid metabolic process
Source: RefSeq, a predicted model, not a curated record